Molecule: messenger RNA, 1863 nt
Organism: Brettanomyces nanus
Lineage: Eukaryota; Fungi; Ascomycota; Pichiomycetes; Pichiales; Pichiaceae
Exons: 1
Coding region: 1-1863 (620 amino acids)
Biological process (GO): regulation of transcription by RNA polymerase II
Cellular component (GO): Rpd3S complex
Source: RefSeq, a predicted model, not a curated record
AUGGAUCCGCUUCUAGUCUUUUUCUUGUUUGAUCUAUUACUUGUUUUCACCACUUCUCUCUUUCGUGAAAGACAGAGAACGAUAUUUGUGAUGCCUUCUAAUUUAUUCGAAGAUGCCGGUUUUGCAGCCCGGAGACGACUGCGGUCUAGAACAUCGAGUGAACCUCCUGCCAAGGGCAGCGAAUCCACUCGGUUGAAAGGAGAGUUUGAAGAACCUCCUUUAGCUAAGCCUUUUAACGGCGGUGCCACGGGGCAACCUUUAGAGGAACCCCCAACUUUAGCUGCCAAACGUGAACUUGGAACUGGUGGUAAGAAGUGCCGACUCUCUGAUAACCAAAGAGAGGCUGUCGUGGUGGAAGAACAAAAAAGAAGUCAGCGUGAGCAAAGAUACUUGAAGGGGCUUAAUACUCUGUCUUCUGAGCCAAUUACCAGUCCGAGUGAGCUACGAACGCUUACGAAGCAAACGGACGUUGAGGAGUCUUCAGAUAUUGAAGAAUAUGAUCACCCGGCACCUAAAAGAGUGAAAAAGUUGAUUUUAAAAGCUUCUCCCACCAAAAGCAGUCAUAAAAACGGAAACAUUAACUUUGCACAGAAUCGAAAGACGCCAGAGGUGGAGAUCCCUGUUUCUGAGACGGAUGCAGAUGGUGCCGCUGUGAAUAAUGAGGACUUCUGUGCUUCUUGUAGUCUUCCAGGCUCGUUUAUUUGCUGCGAAAGCUGCCCUAGAUCGUUCCACUUCCAUUGUCUUAAUCCACCUAUGGAUCCCCAGCAUCUUCCAGAUCAAUGGUUUUGCAAUGAUUGCCUCAAAAAGCAGCUGACGGAAAGUGAAAGCUUCCCUCCGAAACACAGCAAAAACGUAGGAAUAUUUGGUAGAAUGCUUGAUGAUCUGGAGUACAUCAACCCUUCGGCUUUUAGGCUUCCUAGAGAUAUUUCAGAGGCCUUUGAGGGAGCCGCCCAAGAUAAAUUUGGUGAUUAUUUGGAUGACUCGCUGAAACCCCUGAAAACUUACAGACAAAUAGUGAAGGAUAUGGAAGAUCCUCUUCAUGGAGUAUACGACAAGGAAGGAAAUCCGUACUUCUGUUAUAAAUGCGGAGGAUCGGGACUAAAUAACAGGGAACUUAUCAAAUGUGAUUACUGCUCGCUGUGCUGGCACUUAGACUGUCUAGAUCCACCUUUGACCUCUGUUAAACAACUUGGAGAGAAGUGGAUGUGUCCCAAUCAUGCCGAACACGUUGUAAAUCCCGCACUGAAACUUAGAGGACAACCUGAUAUAGAACUAAGUGCCACUAGAGGCAUAUCACUUCCCGCAGAUGCUAAUAUUGAGAUCAAUAACGUUGAAGAUGCACCAGAAGGAGGUGCCGUUGGUAUUAGAUACAUCUAUGACGAGGAAGAAGCCAGAAAACAGUUCGAAGAGAAUCCUCUUUAUAAAUACCAGGAUUCCAAGACCCGAAAUGGAUUCAAAUAUCUGCUGACAGAACCGAUGUCAGAAUAUGCAGAACAUAUGAAGUUGGGUAAUGUGACUUACAGAUUGAAAGAAGAAGGUAUUAUACUCGAUUUUAUUAAGGGGGCUAAGAUACAGAAGGUGAACGAGACACAGCAAAGAAACAAAGAGAAUUUGGUGGCAUAUGGGAAGCUCGAACCCAGGUUAAGAGAGUAUCUAUGGAGUCUUAGCCAGCUUAGUAAGAAAGAUUUGGUUAGUCAGCAGCAAAAGCAAAUUAAUUUCGACCAUCUGUUAGCGUUGGCGGAUACGGACUAUAAAAUUGAGAGCGGGAAAUUGGACAAAAAAGAGCUAAGAGAGUUGAUGAUCGUGAAGAAGUUGAUCGAAAAGAAAGGUCAAGAUAAGAUGAUGCAGUUUCUAAAGCAAUAA